Messenger RNA from Tupaia belangeri chinensis (Chinese tree shrew), 924 nucleotides. Its product is annotated as heterogeneous nuclear ribonucleoprotein C. The record is from RefSeq and is a predicted model, not a curated record. Lineage: Eukaryota; Metazoa; Chordata; Mammalia; Scandentia; Tupaiidae. Gene Ontology annotation, cellular component: nucleus. Gene Ontology annotation, molecular function: RNA binding.
AUGGCCAGCAAUGUUACCAACAAGACGGAUCCUCGCUCCAUGAACUCCCGUGUAUUCACUGGGAAUCUCAACACUCUUGUGGUCAAGGAGUCUGAUGUGGAAGCAAUCUUCUUGAAGGAUGGCAAAAUUGUGGGUUGCUCUGUUCAUAAGGGCUUUGCCUUCGUUCAGUAUGUUAAUGAGAGGAAUGCCCGGGCUACUGUGGCAGGAGAGGAUGGCAGGAUGAUUGCUGGCCAGGUUUUAGAUAUUAAUCUGGCUGCAGAGCCAAAAGUGAACCGAGGAAAAGCAGGUGUGAAACGAUCUGCAGCGGAGAUGUACGGGUCAGUACCAGAACACCCUUCCGUCCCCUCUACUCAGCGAGGAUCGUCAUCCAAGUCUGGAAAGUUGAAAGGAGAUGACAUUCAGGCCAGUAAGAAGGAGUUGACCCAGGUAAAACAAAAAGUGGAUUCCCUUCUGGAAAACCUGGAAAAAAUCAAAAAGGAGCAGAGCAAACAACAGCUGGAGUUGAUCAAGGAUGAUGAAAAAGAGGCUGAGGAAGGAGAGGAUGACAGAGACAGCGCCAAUGGCGAGGAUGACUCUUAAGCACAUAGUGGGGUUUAGAAAUCUCACCCAUUAUUUCUUUACCUAGGCGCUUGUCUAAGAUCAAAAUUUUCCCCAGAUCCUCUCCCUAGUAUCUUCAGCAUGUGCUCACUGUUCUCCCCAUCUUUGUCCUUCCCAUGUCCAUUCAUUCAUACUGCCCUGCGCCUGGGCCCAUUUCACUUCUUUUGAUGCUCCUAGUAGUUUUGUUAAGUCUUACCCUGUAAUUUUGCUUUUAAUUUUGAUACCUUUUUAUGACUUAACAAUAAAAAGGAUGUAUGAUUUUUAUCAACUGUCUCCAAAAUAAUCUCUUGUUACGCAGGGAGUACAGUUCUUUUCAUUUAUGAGUCA